Hyla sarda is the source of this 6062-nucleotide messenger RNA. RefSeq names its product TAO kinase 1 (gene TAOK1). The transcript is spliced from 21 exons. NCBI's taxonomy places the organism in Eukaryota, Metazoa, Chordata, Amphibia, Anura, Hylidae. Gene Ontology annotation, biological process: execution phase of apoptosis; protein phosphorylation. Gene Ontology annotation, molecular function: ATP binding; protein kinase activity. The record is from RefSeq and is a predicted model, not a curated record. The coding region runs from base 694 to 3699 and encodes 1001 amino acids.
GGGACCAAUCAGAACACGUCUCUAAUACCCUCGCCUAGACCUCGAAACUAGAAGCUGAGCUCUGAUUGGCUACUUUGGGAUUGCUUCACUUAGAAGUUUUACACGGGACACGUCUUCACAUGAAAGAAAUGUUUGUGUACCGUGUGGAAAUAACGCGAGAUUUAGCCCGCUGGGUGUCGGGUCAGGGCGGGGUGAAUGGGGCUGUGACCUUCUCGUCCCCCGUGCGGUACGUGUAGGCAGCGCUCCCCGGCCUCCUGCGUACUCUGCACGGCGCCAUCUUUGCGCGUUCUCUGCCCGCCCUCCCAGAGGCGGAGGCCGGGAGUUCCCGGUCACACCGAUACGAGCGGCCGCUCCUCCUCCUGUUCCCGCCCACACCGCACUUUGUUUCCGCCCACACACCCCAGGCCGCCCUUUGUUUCCGGUGUUCGCAGCGCCCUCUUGCUGCCCCUCCCCAGCUCGGUUUUUGGGAUCAGUACGAGGCCGUCCGGAGUGUCGGUGUGAGGAAGACAUCGUGGGAAGUGGCUUCAAGAAAAAUCUAACCUGGAUUAUUCCUGUUUCGGUCUGAUUUGGUUACAGGAAAGCUGAUGCCUCUCGUCGUUCCCCAUGUUAAAGAAGCCACGUUCACACAGAUGAGCCAAGAGCAGUGGCAGCAGUGUAAUCCUAGAUAGUCAGACGGCAGACUGCUCAAGCAGGAUGCCGUCAACAAGUCGAGCUGGAAGCCUGAAAGACCCAGAGAUUGCGGAGCUCUUCUUUAGAGAUGACCCAGAAAAGCUUUUUACCGACCUCCGAGAAAUUGGUCAUGGAAGUUUCGGAGCUGUUUAUUUUGCACAUGAUGUGCGCACCAAUGAAGUGGUGGCCAUCAAGAAAAUGUCCUAUAGCGGAAAGCAGUCAAAUGAGAAAUGGCAGGAUAUCAUCAAAGAAGUGAAAUUCCUUCAAAGGAUACAACAUCCGAACAGUAUAGAAUACAAAGGUUGCUAUCUGAGGGAGCACACAGCAUGGUUGGUUAUGGAAUAUUGUUUAGGAUCUGCAUCAGACUUAUUAGAAGUUCACAAAAAGCCAUUGCAAGAAAAUGAAAUUGCAGCAAUUACACACGGGGCACUGCAGGGAUUAGGUUAUUUGCAUUCUCAUAAUUUAAUCCAUAGAGAUAUAAAGGCAGGCAACAUCCUUCUCACAGAACCAGGCCAGGUGAAACUUGCGGACUUUGGGUCUGCUUCAAUAGCCUCUCCCGCCAAUUCAUUUGUGGGGACACCAUAUUGGAUGGCCCCAGAAGUUAUCUUAGCCAUGGAUGAAGGACAGUAUGAUGGAAAAGUGGAUGUUUGGUCUCUCGGGAUCACUUGUAUUGAAUUAGCUGAGAGGAAACCUCCUUUGUUUAACAUGAAUGCAAUGAGUGCCUUAUACCACAUAGCGCAGAAUGACUCUCCCACACUUCAGUCUAGUGAAUGGUCUGACUACUUUAGAAACUUUGUAGAUUCAUGUCUCCAGAAAAUCCCUCAAGAUCGCCCUACGUCAGAUGAGCUGCUUAAGCACAUGUUUGUCUUGCGUGAGCGACCAGAAACAGUGUUAAUUGACCUGAUCCAGAGGACAAAGGAUGCAGUCAGAGAGCUGGAUAACCUACAGUACCGUAAAAUGAAGAAGCUGCUUUUCCAGGAGGCCCACAAUGGCCCUGCUGUAGAAACUCAAGAGGAGGAGGAGGAGCAAGAGCAUGGAGUUGGUAGAACAGGCACUGUAAACAGCAUCGGUAGUAAUCAGUCUAUCCCAAGUAUGUCUAUUAGUGCCAGUAGCCAAAGUAGUAGUGUGAAUAGUCUUCCAGAUGCCUCAGAUGACAAGAGUGAAUUGGACAUGAUGGAAGGAGAUCAUACCGUAAUGUCAAACAGCUCUGUCAUUCAUUUGAAACCAGAGGAAGAAAAUUUCCCAGAGGAAUCAGAAUCUAGAAUGCGGCAAUCAGAACCACAGUCUCCACCCCAGGUUUCUCGCCACAAAUCUCACUAUCGGAACAGAGAGCACUUUGCCACCAUACGCACUGCCUCGCUGGUGACGAGGCAAAUCCAGGAACAUGAGCAAGACUCAGAGCUGCGGGAGCAGAUGUCUGGCUACAAGCGCAUGAGGCGGCAACAUCAAAAGCAACUCAUGGCACUAGAGAACAAGCUGAAGGCGGAGAUGGAUGAGCAUCGGCUCAGGCUAGACAAAGAUCUAGAGACUCAGCGCAACAACUUUGCAGCAGAAAUGGAAAAACUUAUAAAGAAACACCAAGCAGCCAUGGAUAAAGAGCUGAAGCUGAUGGCUAAUGAAGAGAAGAAAUUCCAGCAACACAUCCAGGCACAACAAAAGAAAGAACUGAACAGCUUCUUGGAGUCACAGAAGAGGGAAUAUAAAUUGCGAAAGGAGCAAUUGAAAGAGGAGUUAAAUGAAAACCAGAGUACUCCAAAAAAAGAGAAACAAGAGUGGCUGUCAAAGCAAAAGGAGAAUUUCCAGCAUUACCAGGCUGAAGAAGAAGCCAAUCUCCUGCGCCGUCAAAGGCAAUACCUAGAGCUGGAGUGCCGCCGUUUCAAGAGGCGGAUGUUACUCAGUAGACAUAACCUUGAGCAGGAUCUGGUUAGAGAGGAGCUAAAUAAGAGACAAACACAAAAAGAUCUGGAACAUGCCAUGCUGCUGAGACAACAUGAGUCAAUGCAAGAGUUAGAGUUUCGCCAUCUAAAUACUAUACAGAGGAUGCGAUGUGAGCUUAUAAAGCUACAACAUCAAACAGAACUCACAAACCAGCUUGAAUACAAUAAACGGAGAGAGCGGGAGCUAAGACGCAAACAUGUCAUGGAAGUUCGACAGCAACCCAAGAGCCUCAAGUCUAAAGAGCUCCAGAUCAAGAAGCAGUUUCAGGAUACAUGCAAGAUUCAAACGCGGCAGUAUAAAGCUUUGCGAAAUCACCUUUUGGAGACCACGCCAAAGAAUGAACACAAAGCUGUGCUUAAGCGGCUGAAAGAAGAGCAGACCCGUAAACUGGCAAUAUUAGCUGAGCAGUAUGACCAUAGCAUUAAUGAGAUGUUGUCUACACAAGCGCUGCGCUUGGAUGAGGCACAGGAAGCAGAGUGCCAGGUUUUAAAGAUGCAACUGCAGCAAGAACUGGAGCUACUGAAUGCUUAUCAGAGUAAAAUUAAGAUGCAAGCGGAGGCCCAACAUGACCGUGAAUUACGUGAACUGGAACAAAGGGUUUCCCUCCGUAGAGCCCUUCUUGAGCAGAAGAUUGAAGAGGAAAUGCUGGCUCUUCAGAAUGAGAGAACAGAGCGAAUACGUAGUCUUUUGGAACGCCAAGCUCGGGAAAUUGAAGCUUUUGACUCUGAAAGCAUGAGACUAGGUUUUAGUAACAUGAUACUUUCUAAUCUCUCCCCCGAGGCGUUCAGCCACAGCUACCCGGGAGCUUCUGGCUGGUCUCACAAUCCCACGGGAGGCCCUGGACCUCAUUGGGUACACCCCAUGGGAGGCCCACCUCAAGCCUGGGGACACCCAAUGCAAGGUGGGCCCCAACCAUGGGGUCAUCCUUCAGGGUCAGUCCAAGGUGUCUCACGUGGCAGUACAAUGGGGGUCCGCAACAGCCCCCAGGCUCUGAGGCGGACAGCUUCUGGGGGACGGACAGAGCAGGGAAUGAGCAGGAGCACAAGUGUUACUUCACAGAUAUCCAAUGGUUCACACAUGUCUUAUACAUAACUGCAAGAGAAACUUAAAGGCCAUUCCUUUUGAUCAUUCAACACAAACUGCCUAAAGAUGUCCUCACAGCAGCUUUCUCAAUGGUACUGAGCAGCUGCCAAAAUAAGGCUUCCUACACAUGCUGUAUUUUAGUUCGUUUGUACAGGGUUACUUGUAUGUGUGUAAUCUACAGUAUGAUUGCAUUGGCUGCUGGGGUUUUUUGUUUUUUUGUUUUUUUUAAUCAGGGAAUUGUUUGAAGGAAAAAACAGCAAAGUAAAGCAUGUGGGUUGUGCUGAAAGUGGAAAGUGGACAUAACUUGGAAAUAGCUACUUUAUUGAACAGACGCACGAUGCUUUCAUAGUCUACGCAGAUUCACUUUUGAGAACUAUAUCGGCACUUUGAGCACUCGAAACAUUCCCUAGCUCAGCACUACACUCCAGUCGGGCAUUGUCAUAUCUCACUCUUGAGAGUGAAGUAAGUUCUCCUUUUUGUCUGAGUGAGCGAUCCUAUCCGGUUUUUACAAGGAGCAUAGCAAUUCAUACUUUUAGGUUUCCUGUACAUUUCUUUAUAUGUGUCAAAUUAAUUUGCUUUAAAUAGGCCAAAAAAUGUUUCAUCUAGACUAUGUCACUGCUUUAAGAGGUUACUAAUGGCAUAUUUAUUCCCCUGCAAAGACUGAUUUCUUCAUUUAUUUCUUUUACUGCUACACAGUACUAAAUUAAGAUACAUUUGUCACCCUUAUUAUUAUACCAUAUACCUUAAGGUGCAACCAGUCCAGUGUGCAAUGAAAUGGCCUUAUGCCAUUUCAUUUAAAAAAAAUUUUGGAUGAAGCAUAACAAUGUCCAGACCCUGCUAAUGUGCUUAGUUUUGAUAUGUAGAUCUGUGAUGUUUCCUAGUAGUUUUCUAAUAUCUUUUUUGGUGGCAGUGGUCCAGGAAUAGGUGUCAUAGCAUCAUCUUAAUUGCACGUCACAGGAAGCAUGGCACCCAGUGUAGCAGUAAACAGUCCAAAACCUAGUCUUUCUUCAUACAUAUCAUAUCCUGCUCUAGCCACGGGAGGUUUCCAUUACCUUAUGCCAUAGCUAUAUCAGACAUACUGCCGCGGAGCAAAGUCUGGACUACCAUGUUAGUAGCCGGAAUAUGUGUGAUGCCAUAACUCCUGCACAGCUGUAUGUGAGCCAAAUGUAUUUUAUUGUGUUAUUUUUUAAGGAAGUGUAUUCUGUUCUAUUCAGGUGCUAUCAUUGGUGGCAAUGGUUUGGAAUUCCGUCUUAGAUGGACCACACAGAAAGUGAGAAAAUAAGGUUUAAUGUGCAGAUAAGGCAUGUUUGAUGCGCUGUGAGGGGAGAACAUAAAAUGUGCAAUUCCUCAAGCCUUGGACUCUUCACCCACAUGUAUUCCAGGCCCAUAUUUAAAACCAGUCUUGCAGGGAUCUUGAUCUGCUUGUGAUAUAUAAAAAAUGUACUUAUAUCUUAAAAAACUGACUGACCUGAAACACUGUGGUGUGAACAAAUCCUUGUUUCCUAGCCGUAGGCAGGGUGUGGUGAGCCUUAUAUUUGCAGUACUUACAACCAACACAGCAUUUAUAUGGUAUACAGAACAAAGUAUUUCGUUUCUCAGUACUCCUUCUACUUGGGGAGUAUCAGAGAUAACAACAUUCAGAACGUAUCGUUCUAUUUAAAUUUGGGAUGUCCAUUUUUUAUUUUUUUUUUGUUUUAUAAUCCUCACUACAUACCAAACCCUUGCAUUUAUCUCACACUAAGCUGUUUAAUACUUAGAAUGCCAUCUGUGAUGUCGGAGGAAAUUUAGUUUUAUGUAAAAUACAGAAGAAGUAAACGUUUUUAUUCUUUGCUUAGAGAGGACCAUUCAGCUCUCCUGACGUUUGACAGGGUUGGGGCCUUUCUCGGAAUGUGCUUCAGUUAUCACAAGUGGAAAUGUAUGAAAAAAUAAAGUGAAUGGCAAGAGCCAGUUAUUUUAAUAUGGGGAAUCCCUACUUAGUCUUGCUGAUUGGAUUAGUGUGGAGGAGCCCAAAGGGAAUGAGAAGACCCUAGUUUUCAGCUUAUUCACACCAAGAGGAACAUCUGGAGCUAUAAUGCAGAGAUUAAAAAAAUAAAUGAAAAUGCUUCCCAAUUAUUUUAUGGAGGAUGCAAGUUUUUACUAAAAGAUGUCAGGAGUGGUGACAGAUCCUCUUCACAGGCGUUCAAGAUAAUUAAAAAAAAUAAUCACUACAUGGAUGUGUUUUACUUAGUUACAGCAGUGCCAUGCUUACAUGGAGAACCAGGAUGUCAGGGCAUAUAUCCAGUAUAUCCGGUGAAUAAUGGAUUUUUGCAGACAACAUGUAAUGGAGCAAGAGGAGCAGAGCAGAUAUAUAUAAUAUAUGUGUGUAUGUAUAU